CUGUCGGGCUUUCCAGCAGCGCGGAACUCCCGCCACAUCGUCAAUUUUCGCGAGUUUUCCCCUUUUCAUGUUUCGAAAAUGGCAUUCGCCACGUUGAUUUUGAAAUUUUCCGUUUUUUGAAAAUUCGUUCAUAGCAUGGAUUUAUCGGAAACAAUAGUCUGCAUAUGUAUCGCAACCACUUGUGCUGGGUUCUUUAUAAAUCUGGCUUUUGCAUACAAGUUAUGUACCAGCCGGGUACCUAGAAACCCUCUGCUUGUUGGGUUGAUGGUGUCUGAUUUGUCCGUCUGCAUUAUUAGCUGUCCAGUCAAAACAUACAGGCGAAUUUAUAGGCCCAUAUUCUCUAGUUUAUCAACUUUUGUACUUCUUGAUUUUAUUGAGGAAUUACCAGCAUCAUGUGCAACGUUAUCUAUGAUGUGUGUUGCUAUUGACCGUUACUGCGUAGUGAAGAAAUUUCAACCUUUUAACAGAAAAAUAACAAGAGAGAAGACCUUGCCUUACAUCGUGGGACUCAUAUGGAUCAUUGCAUCUUUAAUUGUUCUUACAGAAGCAAUAACAUACCAUAAAGACUUUUCGUGGAUUUCCGUUGCUGUUAGUCUUAGGGUUAUUUUAGUUAACGUCCUUCCAAUUUUCACGGUUCUUGUCAGCCAUAUUUUUCUGCAUUCGAAUUUAACAGCUGUAUCCCUUACUGCCAGAGCUAGACAUGGCGAACUACCUUUACCAAUGCCCAUACUGCAAAGGAAAAAGCCUCAGGAGAUAAAGACCCACGUGAUUAUUGUAGCUGGCAUGUCCAAACACGAAGAAUUAGAAGAAUCGGACAGCACUACAGCCACGGAGAACACUGUCCCAAGUAACCUUAAAAACAGAAAACGGCUAGGCUGCUUUAUGUUGUUAAUUGCCGUUUGUUUCUUCUUAUUGUGGGCUCCGUUUACGGCAUGUCAAUUGUUCAGCAUAAUCUUUGAAGGAGGAAUGGACGAUGAAGUCCUGGAAUUGAUGAAAUCCAUCGCUUUUUUACAUUCAGGAUUAAGUCCUCUUUUAUCCAUAGCAAGUAUGGAUAGAGACUGGAGCAAAAGUACAUUUGCUGCAUGUCGAGGAUUAGAAGUGCUGAAUGAGCACAAAUCGCCAUCCUCAACCAAUGAAGACGCUCUAGGACCUUUCAAUCCUCGUUUCGUUAGGCCAAACAAAAAAGCCAACUAUAAUCGUCGUUCUUCUUCAGUCAUUAUAUACUAACUCUGUGAUCUCCGUACAAAUAAAACUCUAUACUAUUUCCCACAAGUCAACUUAUAAAUGUUAUAUUUUAUAUAUCCUCUAACUAGAUGUAGUUACAGAUUUUCUUGAGAUAUAUUAGUAUCGCGAUUACAAACAAACCUAAAGUUUAUUACAAAGCUGUACACGAGUUUGUGGAAUAUCAAUAUUCCACGAUACUAGUUCAUCAAAAAGUCCGGGUAAAGUUAUGUAAAAAUAUGCCAAUGAAAUAAAAAUUUUGCUAUAUAACAUAGUAAAGAGAUAUACAUAUAUUUUUCAAUUUUCUUUGUGAUAACAUUUCUUAUAUAUUUAUGUAUAUAUACAAAAGACCUCAACGGUGAUUAUGUUACUCUAUUAUGAAAGUGUAUUUUAUUUAGAGUUAUUAAAUCAAAAAUAUGGUCUGAAAGCUUUAAACUUGUAAAUAAUCUAAGGGAGAUAUCCAAAUUAAUAUUGUGAAACAUUACAUAAUCGAGAUGUUAAAUUUUUAAGGUAAAAUUCAGUGAAAAGUCCACAGAAGAGGACUUUUUACAUUAUUUUUAAAAUAAUAUAAGUAGAUGAUAAUUAGAUGUUUUAUAGCCAACUAAAAUUUUACAUUUUUAUUUAAUUUGGUCUAUGGCUGUGUUGAACCAUUAAAAAAAAUAUGUAUUUUUUUUAUUAACAUCUGUAUUUCAGUGGCGGAACCACGGGGAGGGGGCUUCGGGGCUCAAGUCCCCUCCUUGUGUUCAGAGCCAAGUAAUACGAUAUUAUUCAUU
Molecule: messenger RNA, 1994 nt
Organism: Sitophilus oryzae (rice weevil)
Lineage: Eukaryota; Metazoa; Arthropoda; Insecta; Coleoptera; Curculionidae
Exons: 5
Coding region: 136-1227 (363 amino acids)
Biological process (GO): neuropeptide signaling pathway
Cellular component (GO): membrane
Molecular function (GO): G protein-coupled peptide receptor activity
Source: RefSeq, a predicted model, not a curated record